Candidozyma auris is the source of this 543-nucleotide messenger RNA. RefSeq names its product thiosulfate sulfurtransferase. Gene Ontology annotation, cellular component: mitochondrion. NCBI's taxonomy places the organism in Eukaryota, Fungi, Ascomycota, Pichiomycetes, Serinales, Metschnikowiaceae. The record is from RefSeq and is a predicted model, not a curated record. The coding region runs from base 1 to 543 and encodes 180 amino acids. Gene Ontology annotation, molecular function: thiosulfate-cyanide sulfurtransferase activity. The transcript has a single exon.
AUGUUUCAUCGAACCCUUGCACGUGACACGGCACGUAUGCUCAGGCCAUUGACGCCUGCCCUUCGUGCCCAUGUCUCUCCAGCAUUCACCUCAUUCAGGCCUAUCUCGGUCUCCUCUCGGGUUCCUACCAGAACCACAGUGUCUUCGGUUUUGAAAAAUCAUAGAUUCUACAGUGUACUUUCGCAAUCGCCCGCUAAAGUGUAUAAAUACGAUGACAUGAAGAAACUCGUGGAGAAGCCUGACCCAUCAACGGUGAUUCUCGAUGUGAGAGAGCCCGUCGAGUUCCAGGAGGGCCACAUCCCUGGCGCUCACAAUGUUCCAUUCAAAUCCUCUCCUGGCGCUUUGGACUUGUCUGAAGAGGACUUUGAGGACGCUUUUGGCUUCAAGAAGCCUUCGAAAGACUCGGAGCUCGUGUUCUACUGCUUGGGUGGUGUUAGGUCGACUGCUGCAGAGGAAUUGGCCCAUUCCUUUGGUUACAACAAACGUGCCAAUUACAUUGGCUCUUGGGAAGACUGGGUGGCCCAUGAGAACCAAAGAAAGUAA